Molecule: messenger RNA, 3728 nt
Organism: Sinocyclocheilus grahami
Lineage: Eukaryota; Metazoa; Chordata; Actinopteri; Cypriniformes; Cyprinidae
Gene: shprh
Product: SNF2 histone linker PHD RING helicase
Exons: 23
Coding region: 16-3693 (1225 amino acids)
Biological process (GO): nucleosome assembly; protein polyubiquitination; DNA damage response
Cellular component (GO): nucleus; nucleosome
Molecular function (GO): ubiquitin protein ligase activity; ATP binding; DNA binding
Source: RefSeq, a predicted model, not a curated record
CAAGCUGUUCGUGAGAUGCUAUUGACUGCAAUUAAGGAAAUGAAGGUUGGAAAAGGAGCGUCAAUCAAUGCCAUUUUUGCUUAUCUACGGACCAUGUACAAGUAUGACACCCUAAAGAACCGGAACCACAUAAAGAAAGUCCUGACCAAGCUUAUUCGUGAGAACAUCGUGGAGCAGAUCAAAGGACGAGGGUUAGCAGGAUCCUUCAAACUGGGGAAGAACUACAAAGAAAAGAAGAAGAAGCCUGCUGCUCCUCGAAUUUCAAUUGACAAGGCCACUCCCAGAAGAACAUCUCGUCGGGUUUCUGGUCAGGAGAAAGAGGCAUCACAGACCUCGUAUACGACAGCAUCAGAUUCUGAAGACAGUGUGGAUCCUCCUCUCCUCACAGAGGAACUCAGAUGUGAGCCAGAUUCACUUCUGGACUCCAAAAAUCCACCGCAGAAGACGUCAGUAGACAUCAUAGAUGAAGAUGAUAAAGAAACAGCAGACAAACCCCAACAAGAAACUACAGAAGACAUCCAUGUUGAGAGUUCUAAAUCAGAUCCUACACUAAACUCCAAACCUGAACCCGAAACCCCAACCAGAGCAUCUGUGAUCCCAUUUAAUACUCCAGAUUACCGCUUUGAGUGCAUCUGUGGAGAGCUCGGCCUGGUGGACUACAAGCCUAGGGUCCAGUGCUUGAACUGUCUGCUGUGGCAGCACGCUGAGUGUGUCAACUACAAAGAGGAGAAUCUGGAAACGACCCCGUUUUAUUGCCCUCACUGCCUGGUAGCUAUGACACCUGUGUCUACUGGAGCCACACUUAUCAUCUCGCCCAGCUCCAUCUGUCACCAGUGGGUGGAUGAAAUCAACCGGCACAUUCACACAUCUUCCCUCAGAGUGCUGGUGUAUCAGGGUGUAAAGAGACACGGUUUCAUCCAGCCUCACAUUCUGGCUGAGCAGGAUGUGGUCAUCACCACUUACGACGUGCUGCGCACUGAACUCAAUUACGUCGACAUCCCCCACAGCAAUAGCAAAGACGGCCGCCGAUUCCGCAACCAGAAGCGCUACAUGGCCAUACCGAGCCCUCUAGUGGCUGUGGAGUGGUGGCGCGUCUGUCUGGAUGAAGCUCAGAUGGUGGAGUGCACUACAGCCAAGGCUGCAGAAAUGGCUUUGCGUCUCACGUCUGUUAAUCGCUGGUGUGUCAGUGGAACACCUGUGCAGAGAGGUUUGGAAGACUUGUAUGGUCUUGUCCUGUUUUUGGGAGUUGAUCCUUAUUGGGUGAAGUACUGGUGGGACCAGUUACUUUAUCGCCCCUACCGCCACAGCAAUACGGCAGCGCUCUACAAUGUCAUCGGCCAACUACUAUGGCGAUCUGCUAAAAAAGAUGUCAUCGACCAGAUCCAAAUCCCUCCUCAAACAGAAGAGAUCCACUGGCUUAACUUCUCUCCAGUAGAGGGACACUUUUACCACCGUCAGCAUGAGGUUUGCUCGCAGGAUGCUCUUGUGAAGCUGAGGAAGAUCUCUGAUUGGUCAUUGAAGCUGGGUAGUUUGGACCGACGUACCGUCACUACCAUAUUAUACCCCCUUUUACGUCUACGUCAGGCCUGCUGCCACCCACAAGCUGUCAGAGGAGAGUUCCUGCCCUUCCAGAAGAGCACAAUGACAAUGGAGGAGUUGUUGAAGUCUCUGCAGAAGAAAUGUCGUGUGGAGUGUGAAGAAGCCCACAGGCAGCUGGUGUGUGCUCUCAAUGGUCUGGCUGGAAUUCACAUCAUCAGAGGCGAGUUUGUAGAUGCAGCGGAGAUGUACAGAGAAGUGCUGCGAUCAUCUGAAGAACAUAAAGCAAGACUGAAAACUGAUUCCCUUCAGAGGCUUCAUGCAACCCACAAUCUGAUGGAGCUUCUGAAUGCAAAGCAUCCUGGGAUUCCUCCAACCCUGAGAGAUGACAGUCUCAAAGAUGAGGCUGAGCAGCUGAAGCAGCAUUACAUGGCCAAGGUGAACUCUGAGGUUUCUGAAGCACAUCAGAACCUACAGCCUGUUCUUCAGCACAUUAAAGAGCUGAGACGCAAGGUGAACCUUCGCUCUCCCUGGUGGCUGGAUGUCUUACAGCAGGCCAUUCAGUACUCUAUGGACGACGACCUUGUGGGCCGCAUUCAAAAUGAGCUAACUUGCAGUUACAAACAACAAGCCAACAAGCUCUCAUUGGCAGACAAGUUUCGAGAUGCUCGUGGUCUUCAGUUUCUGCUCAGCACUCAAAUAGAUGAUUUGAUGAAAUCGCAGAAAACGGUUCAAGAUGCUGUAAAGAAGCUGGAGGGGCCUCCAUCUCAGCAAGUCAUCGAGGAAGCAACACUUUGCCACCUGCGACCUGUUCGUCUGCCACUGAACAACUGUGUGUUUUGCAAAUCCGAUGAACUUUUUACGGACUACGAGUCAAAACUCUUCUCUCACACAGUAAAGGGACAGACGGCCAUCUUUGAGGAGAUGAUUGAAGAUGAGGAAGGGCUGGUAGAUGACAGGCUCCCCACAACCAGUAGGGGUUUGUGGGCAGCCAGUGAGACUGAACGAGCCCUUAAAGCCAUCCUGUCCUUUGCCAAGGCCCGUCGUUUGGAGUCUGGACUCAUAGAGGAGGGAAACUCAUUCAUGGAGCUCUUUGAGUCCUGGAAAAAAGAAUAUAAGCUGCUGCAUGAGUACUGGAUGUCGCUGCGGGAUCACGUGUCAGCCAUAGAUGAGCUGGGCAUGGCUACUGAGAGGCUGCGUGUGCGCUUACCUGAUGAGCCCAAACCCAAAGUGCUGCAUAUCAUAGAACCUUAUGAGGUGGAGCAGAAUAGGAUAAAGCUGCUCAAUGACAGGGCGGUGGCCAAAUCACAACUGCAGAAAAAGCUUGGGCAGUUUCUCUAUCUCACAAACCUGGAGAAGUCUCAGGAUAAGUCCACUGGAGGAUUGAAUCCAGAACCAUGUCCCAUCUGUGCUCGACCGCUGGGUCAGGAGUGGGCCGUACUGACCUGUGGACACUGUUUCUGUAACGAGUGCAUCGCUAUCAUCGUGGAGCAGUACAGCGUCGGCAAUCGACGGAGAGCCAUAAAGUGUGCCAUAUGCCGUCAAACCACUUCACAUUCAGAGAUCUCGUAUGUGUUCACCACUCAGAGCGCCCACCAGGGGCAGGACAUCCCUGUGAAGGGUAGCCACUCCACGAAGGUAGAGGCCGUGGUUCGAGUCUUAAAGAAAAUCCAGAUGACCGACCCGGGAGCCAAGUCUCUUGUGUUCUCCACGUGGCAGGGCGUCCUGGACAUCAUUGCGAAAGCCCUUUUCGACAACAACAUGGAGUUUGCACAGAUCAACGGAAUUCACAAAUUUCAGGAGAACCUGAGUGCUUUCAAAUACGAGGAGAGCAUCAACAUCUUGCUGCUGCCGUUGCACACAGGCUCAAAUGGGCUAAACAUUAUUGAAGCGACGCAUGUGGUGCUGGUGGAGCCCAUUCUAAACCCUGCCCAUGAGCUGCAGGCAAUAGGAAGAGUGCACCGGAUUGGCCAGACCAAACCCACAUUCGUUCAUCGGUUUCUGAUCAAGUCCACCAUUGAGGAGCGGAUGCAAGCAAUGCUUAAAACAGCAGAAAAGAGUCAUAGUUCCACGUCUAUGAAGCAUUCGGAGGCCUCCGUAUUUACAGUGGCAGACCUGGCCGAGCUGUUCACAGAGGACAGCGAGUCUCUUGAGUAAAUGUCUCUCCAGACCUGCCAGUCCAAAGGCCAGUA